AUGUCAACAAAUAUUGCCAAUCAUAAGCCCGCUCUGAUUACAGCCUUGUGCAAAGAAAUUGCGAUAUUGAAGGAAGAGGUACAAGGGCAACAGAGCUCGGGAGCUUCGAAAAAGAAGAUUAAGAAGAUGAAUAAAACUAAGAAUAAGAAUAAGGUAAGGAAGACACAGCAUGGGAAACGAUCAUUCACGAAAUCGUCACUCGUAAAGAGCAAAAGUGUGCCAAACUCCCAUUCUCCUACUGGAGAUGUUGAGGGUGGCACAUCUAGCCCUCGAUCUGAGCAGUUGUAUCGUCAAUCAGAUGACGGAAAAUCUAUAAUUAACGUCAACAUUUUUAGGAACGAGUUGAUCAAGAUUAGACAAGUAUCAUCCUUUGGACUACCAUAUGGGGAGCAAAUGGAGGAGGUCAAAGCUAUCGACAAGUUGAAGAAGAAACUAUCAAAGUAUAAGGCCAAGAAUGCCAUGUGUGAUCGAGUUUUGAUCAAUGGAGAGAAGUAUUCGGUUGUUGCUAAUGGCUAUAUUCUUUCACCCUUGAUUUACUACAAAAAUGCUGGGGAUACUAUAACCUGGAAUGGCCAGUUGUAUGAAGUGACAAACUCUGGUUAUUACACAUCACAACAUGGUUCAAGAGUUAAUGAUAGAGUCAACUGUCACUACUUCACAUCAUUAGGAUUUUGUGAAAAAGGUUCAAACUGCCCAUAUGUACAUAACAAGAAAAAGAUUCGGAUUUGUCCGUACUACUUGAAUGGUUAUUGUGCAGACAGCAAUUGUCUUUUGAGCCAUACUCCAAAUUGCCACAAUACCCCUUUAUGUUAUUUCAACUUGGAGAAUAGAUGUACCAAAUCUCAAUGCAGGUACAGUCACUUGGUUCCGGAACAUUAUGGAGAUAAAAAGUAUGAGAUAAGUAUAUGCAGACCAUUUUCGGUGGGACACUGGUGUCCACGGGGUAGAAAUUGCCCGUUUUUACAUGUUUGGAACUGUCCCGAUUACGAAGAAGAGUUGGCAUGUCCUAGAGGCGAUUACUGUUCCUUGAACCAUCUUUUCACAUUAAGCAUGCAGGACGGGAUUACUACGAAACCGAAUAAAUAUAUUCGGGAACAAACUCUAGUGGAGGGAGAUGAAGAGGAAUCGGUGCUUCCGACGCCUAAAAUUAGGAUCAGUAGCUAUACUGUUGAUCCAAGCGUGUUGCUUGCCACUGAUACUCGCGGAAAUUACCAACAUUACAUUGAUCAGAUACCGCAUAAUGAUAGGGACAUUGAACCAGCUCCAUCUACGCAAUUUUUAAUUGAAAUUUCUUCUGAUGAGGAACAUUUUUUUGAGUCAGACGAUGAGGAAACCAAGGUGAAAAAGGAAAAGGAUUAUGAUGGAAAUUUUGUAGAGUUUUUUUAA
Lodderomyces parapsilosis is the source of this 1386-nucleotide messenger RNA. RefSeq lists its product as uncharacterized. Lineage: Eukaryota; Fungi; Ascomycota; Pichiomycetes; Serinales; Debaryomycetaceae. The transcript is spliced from 3 exons. Gene Ontology annotation, molecular function: metal ion binding. Bases 1 to 1386 code for a protein of 461 amino acids. The record is from RefSeq and is a predicted model, not a curated record.